Messenger RNA from Dendrobium catenatum, 666 nucleotides. Its product is annotated as histone H2A-III-like. Gene Ontology annotation, molecular function: protein heterodimerization activity; structural constituent of chromatin; DNA binding. Lineage: Eukaryota; Viridiplantae; Streptophyta; Magnoliopsida; Asparagales; Orchidaceae. The transcript has 2 exons. The record is from RefSeq and is a predicted model, not a curated record. Gene Ontology annotation, cellular component: nucleosome. Bases 1 to 666 code for a protein of 221 amino acids.
AUGUCUCCCAUAAAGUAUGAGAAGUCGAGGAGCGCCCGGGCCGGCCUCACUUUCUCCGUCGAUCGGAUCGCCAAAAAACUCAAGGACGGAAAGUACACCGACCGUGUCGGAUAUGGCGCCCCAGUUUACAUCGCCGCCAUCCUUGAAUACCUCACCCGUGAGGUUCUUGAGCUGGCUGGAAAUGCAGCGAUUGACAACCACCGGCGCCGAAUCUCGCCGCGCCACAUCGAGCUCUCCGUUCGGAGUGACACGGAAUUAUCGAAGCUUUUGGGGCACGUUAUUUUUAGCAGCAGCGGCGGCGGCACGUCCAGUGCCCAACUCAAGCCCCUUCGGAAGAAGGCGGCGUCCUCCGGUAUGAAGGAGGCGGCAUCCUCGGGUACGAAGGAGGCGGGGUCCUCGGGUACGAAGGAGGCUGCGUCCUCGGGUGCGAAGGAGGCGGCGUCCUCGGGUACGAAGGAGACGUCGCCGCCAGGUACUCCGAAGACGGCGUCUUCGGGCAAGAUGAAGGCUUCUUCGCCAGGUACUCCGAAGGCGGCGUCUUCGGGCAAGAUGAAGGCGUCUUCGCCAGGUACUCCGAAGGCGGCGUCUUCGGGUACUACGAAGGUGGCGUCUUGGGGUGCGAAGAAGCCGGCGUCUUCACGUCCGAAGAAGGAAGACAAGAAGUGA